AUGUGGAGGGGGCAGGCGACCCCCGGGAUGGCCAGGGAGCACACGAAGAUGGGGAAUCUCUGGGUCCUCGCCCGUGCCGUCCGCCGCCGCCUCGGAGCUGGCGUUCAGGCGCUGGCGCUCCGCCGCCUCGGCCCCGAAGUGCCGCAGCAGGAUACGCUGCAGCUUCUUGUUGACGGCGAUCUGCUGACCGCCGUGGCUGCCGAAAGCGUCGCCCGCGGCGGCCGCGCGGGCGUUCAGCCAGCACAGGUACGCCGAGAGGUCCACGCGGCACAUCGGGCACGCGGGGCUGGUGUCGAAGGCGUGGUCCAGGAGCCGGGCGAGGCAGGGCCUGCAGAACGUGUGGCCGCAGGGCACCGUGGCCGGCUCGAACAGCAGGCCCACGCAGAGGGCGCACUCCUCGGGCGCGCGGCCCCUCGCCUCAGCGCUCGAGCCCUGCAACUCCAACUGCAGGCCGCCGCACGCCGCGCUGGCACCCUCCGCCUCGCCAGGCGCCAGCGCGUGCUCCGCAGGCCAGAGGCCCGGGCAGUGGCCACGCCGCAGCCAGCCCUCCACCGCCUCCGCGGGCCGAGCGUCCUCGGCCUCCGGCGCGGCCAGCAGCCUGCCCACCGCCCCCGCGAGCCGGGCGCGGGGCUCGGGGCCUGA
Messenger RNA from Prorocentrum cordatum, 642 nucleotides. The record is from the annotation of a GenBank genome assembly. NCBI's taxonomy places the organism in Eukaryota, Dinophyceae, Prorocentrales, Prorocentraceae.